This is a messenger RNA of Effrenium voratum, 504 nucleotides long. The record is from the annotation of a GenBank genome assembly. Lineage: Eukaryota; Dinophyceae; Suessiales; Symbiodiniaceae.
AUGCCCGACGCAAAACAAGAACCGCUGACUUCAAGCGAAGAGACCGAGAGCGACAUCAACGAACGUGCACGUCGUGCCCGUGCCUUGAAACGGGGCAAGUUGCUGUUCAAUCGAGGCCUGCGUUCCGUGCCCUGCAUCAUUCGCAACCUGUCCGAUACCGGUGCAAAGCUGGAAUUCGAACAGGCCUAUCUGCUGCCGCAGGAAUUCGACCUGCAGAUCGAUCUUGAAGAUUUCGAGGUGACCUGCGAGCGCCGCUGGGAAGAAGGCCUCAGAUGUGGCGUGGAAUUCAUCAGCGAAAAGCGGCCGGUCGGAAAACUGCGUGCCCAGAUCCUGAAAUCAUCAGACGACGCACUCACCGAGGAAAUCGACGAGUUGAGAGAUUCGCCGGACAACUAUUUCUCGCGCAAGCGCGUUAUGGACGAGAAGAACAAGCCCGCAUCCGAGCAACCCGUCAGAACCGCGCGCCCAGCAGGCGGCAAACCCGGGUUCGGUAAACGGCGCUGA